GUGGUGCUCCUAUCCGGCCCAGCCCAUCGCUGCACCGCCGCUGUGUCUCUGUCUGUCUCUGUCCUCCUGCAGUGAGUCCUCACACAGAGACAACAACACUACCACCUCACAUCCAGAGGACUAGCAGAGCUACAGCCAGGUUUAUAUCUACUGCUGCGGAUGCUUUAUAUCGACAUUACACCUACUGGCGACCAACUGCGGCAAGAUGUACCACUCUGACCACGGCGUUGACUUCCCUGACCUCUCCUUCCAAAUCCCUGGCAGCCCUGCAGAGCUGGGCCCAGCUAACAGAGAGUGAACACAACCCUCAACAAGCCACACAUCAACCUUCACCUUCACCCACACAGGGCCUCCCUCUCUACCUCCAGUCCCUCCCUCCCUCCCUCCUGGACCAUGGACAGCCCUCCUAAGCUGUCAGGCGAGACCCUGAUCGUGCAUCACAUCCCCCUGGUGCACUGCCAGGUGUCAGGGCGGCGGCAGGGCGGCUGCGGAGCCUCGCUGAAGAGAAACAACCCGUUCAUCCCACCGGAGAACCUUGGCUUGAGUCGCACCACUUCCCUCCCCGAGAGAGACGUCCUUCAGAGAGAGGCUCUGCUCUACAGCAGCCUGAUCCAUACCUCCAGCGGCUCCUGGGCCUCCCACAACGGAGUGAGAGAGAGGAAGGUUACCGGGAGGGGAGGCAGCACGGCGAGCGAUGAUUCAUCGUUCACCUCGAGUAAUUCGGAGGACCAGCUGAUUGCGGCGCACACGUUACCCAGAGCCAAACCGAGGAACAGGAAUCCGUUACGUCAUAAUCCGUUCCUGUUGAAUACUGAAGACGAGGAUGAAGAGGAGGAGGAGGAUGGCGACAACAACCUCAGUGGUUACCUCGAAGACUCCUCUUUUCACCUCCACAGUGACACUGGCUGUGCCCUCGAUGACGGGUUGGCUCCUUUCCACCUACACGACCUCGGCUUUGCUUCAGAGCCCUUUCUCUUGCACCGGUCGGUGGGUGGAAGCAGUCGGGAGUCCCUGAGGGCGGUUGCCUCGGACCUCUCCACCCACCUGGAGGACCUGGACAUUCUCGGACUGGACAGCCAGCUGCGCCUCGGCAGCAGCGGCUCCAACAUGUCCAUGGAUUGCGGAGAGCAAGACUGGGGCGAUGACGAUGGAGAGGAUGAAGAUCACCCAAUGAGGUGUGGGCGUAGCUCCUCCAGCUCCUCCACGCAGCACUGCUCCUGCUGCGCCCUCUCCCAGCACUACCCUCAGCACUUCCCCGAGGCCUUCUCGGAGCCUUUCUCGGAGUGCCAGCAGGGCUACGGCAGCGACUCUUCCUGCAACAGCUCGGACGGCGUGCUCGUGAACUUCAGCGCCAUUUACAACAAGAUGAACAACAGUAUUCCGGAGAAGCCGCCGUCCUCCGGGCACACCAACCUCAACAGCUCCACGGACCACUCCUGCACCUCGUCUGUUUCCGAUCCACAAGGAAACAAGCGAGACUCAACCGGAGGCGCUUUCUAUCUGGACCUUCACACCUCCCCGACUGAACCUCCCGUAUCCCAGCUACAACCCUCCUGCCUCGGCAGCGCCUUCCCUCUCAUCCGUGAACCUCACCUGUCCACCUCCUCCACCUGCUCCUGUGCCGUGGAGCACCAGGGGGCUCUUGACCUCGACGCCAACUGCAACUCGUACCACCCUCCGCAUUCUGGGUCGUCCGGAGACCUCGCUUCCUGUCUGCAGAGUGAGGCGCGUCUGGUCGUCGCUACCCAGAACUACUACAAGCUGGUGACCUGCGACCUGUCAUCCCAGUCGUCCCCGAGCCCCGCGGGCUCCUCGGUCAACAGCUGCUCCGAUGAGCACAGCAAAGGCAGCCCCACCCCGACCCAGCCCCACGAGUACUUCCUUUUCAGGCAGAGAGCCGAUGAGGAGGGUGUGGAAGAAGAAGACGAAGAUGGAGAGUCAUCUAGGCGAGAUGAUGACGAUGAUGAUGAUGAGGAAGAGGACGAGGAGGAGGACGAGGAGAAGAAGAAGAAUCAGCAGGCAGCUGGUGGGGCCGAUGCUGCUGCUGCUGCUGCCGCCGUGAUUGAAGGCCAGGUGUACGUCAACAUCUCCCCUCCCGUGGUCGGCCGCGGUGUUAUCGGAGCUCCCUCAGGAAGCCGUCCCCGCUCUCGCAGCUACGACCGCAACCUGGACAAGUCUCCGUCCCCUCGGAUCGGAUCUCUGGAGCGCAUGUUGAGCUGCCCCGUCCGGCUCAGCGAGGGCGCCGGCACGACCACGACCCCGCCUCCUCCUCCGCGAGUCACCUCCUUCGCAGAGAUCGCAAGAAGCAAACGGAGAAACGGAGGUUCGGGGAGUUCGCCGUCGCAGAAGGCGGCUGCAGAUCCGUUCUCCUCCACGUACUCCACCCACUCCCACUCCUCUGUGGAUUUCUCUCCCAUCCCAGAGCAGCGUGUGGAGGGUGACAGCCACAGCCUGUCACCUGUACCCUUUACCAGAUGUUACAGUCAAGGCAGCAUCGAGCGACACCUGGAGGGGGCGAGGGAGACCAGGGCCAAGGCUGAAGGUGGCCUCUCAACUUCCUCAGACAGCCGCCCGGCGGUGGUCCGCUACAGUAAGGACCAGCGGCCCACCACCCUCCCCAUCCAGCCCUUCACCUUCCACCACCAGUUCGCCUCCAAACCCCCGCAGCCCAAACCUCUGCUGCCCCGGCUCACGGGCUACGUCUCUGGGAUGCAGGCCCGCUCCAGCUCCGGCUCCGGUUCCGGUUCUGGCUCUGGCUCUGGCUCUGGAGGUGCGGUGGGGGAGGACAGUGAAGAUGCAGCUGAAAAUGUACACAGGUACCAGGGGACUCUGGCUGCAGCAGCCCCUCCACCUGGAUCAGUUCGACCCUCGCCUCUCGGGAGCUACUCCCCGGUGCGGCUGCAGGGGGCGCCCAGCUCUGGUACCUGCUCAACCUGCACCCCGAGCCCUCAGCCGUCACACAGCCUCUCCUGCCCACUCUCAGCAGGCCUCGCCCCCCUGCACACCCCACCGACAGGGAAGCAGGGAUCGGGUUCAGCACCGCUACCGACUACCCCUCCACCUCCAUCCCUGGGGGCCAAGAGAGGCACGGUGCCGCCAAUGCUGCCGGCGGUGCAGGGACACUGUUUCCAUCGUGGAGCUCUGCCCAGUUUACCAGCUCUCAACAGCGACAUGCUGAGCCCGCUGGGCUGUGAGAACUCUGGGAAUCAUGUGGAGGGAAACACAGGAUCUGGAGCCAGGACACAUAAUGCACACCACCUCUCCCCCCAGGCUCUCAAAUGGAGGGAGUACCGUCGUCGAAACCCUCUGGGCUUGGAGAGGCUCUCGGGGAGCCACUCUUCUGCAGGAUCAGGCUCCCUCUCUGGUAACCCGGAACCCAGACGGGGCGGGGGAUCACGACCUGCCAGACGGAACGUGUUUGAUUUCCCUUCGGUCCCCUCCGGCCACGCGCUGGGACGGCUCAACGCAGUGGGCCAAUCAACCAAGCUGCAGCAAAUCUACAGCGACUUCCUGCCGGACUACUUCUCCAUGACCGAGAAGCCUCCGGAGGAGUUCUGCCUCUCCCCCGACGCGUCAACGUCCUCUUCCUCCUCCUCUUCCUCACAGUCCCACAUCUCUGUGGACCUGAUGCAGAAGAGAGGUUUGGUGAAAGCCGUGAACACAGCAGUGGAUCUGAUCGUGGCACACUUCGGCACCAGUCGAGACCCGGAUGUAAAGGCCAAGCUGGGGAACAGCUGGGUGAGUCCCAACGUGGGUCACCUCAUCCUGAAGUACCUGUGCCCGGCCCUGCAUGAGGUGCUGCAGGACGGCCUGAAGGCCUACGUGCUGGACCUGAUCAUCGGACAGCGGCGUUGUCAGCCCUGGAGCCUGGUGGAGGCCUCCACACAGCUGGGCCCGUCCACACGUGUCCUCCACAGCCUGUUCUCAAAGGUGAGCCAGUACUCUGAGCUCAGCAGCCACAGCAUGAGACUCAACGCCUUCAUCUUCGGCCUGCUCAACCUAAAAUCUUUGGAGUUCUGGUUCAAUCACCUCUACACACAUGAAGAUAUUAUAGCAGCACACUACAGCCCAUGGGGUUUCCUCCCCCUGUCGCAGGGGGCGUGCCAGCCGCUCUUUGAGGAGCUCCUCCUCCUGCUGCAGCCUCUGUCGCUGCUUCCGUUUGACUUAGACCUGCUGUUCGAGCCGCACCUCCUCCAGAAGGGCCAGGAGCAUCUCCGCCGCAAGGAGCAGCUGUGCUCCGCGGGCCAGAGCGUCGACCAGUCCACUCGCUCCACCUUCCAGCUCAUGAGGGGAUGGAGCACCACUGUGAGCGAGAUGGUCAGAGACUCAGAGGGGAAGAAAGAGAGGGCGCCGCUGAGACGAGAGGGAACAUGGCCGAGGAUGGAGGGGGUCGGGGCGAGAAGAGAGGGAGCGGGAGGGAAGCUGAGGUUGAGGAGCGAGGGGGAAGAGACCGAGACAGCCGGGUCCGUUAGUAGACCGGCAACGCUGGAGGUAGGGUUCGCCAAUCUCUGGAAGGAGAGGGGGAUAAUGAGUGGACAGAGAAUGAAAGGCGUAGGACAAGAGAGCCAAGGAGAAGGUGAGGAUGGACAGGAGAAGGACAGGAAGAAGGAAAAAGAGGUGGAGGAGGGGCGUCAGCGGCAAGAGAGACAGGCGGGCUGGUGGUACCAGCUCAUGCAGUCCUCCCAGGUUUACAUCGACCAAUCCACAGAGGGGUCGAAGUUUGUCAAGACUGAGAAAAGGAGGAGGUCAUCAGAGAGACGACAGAACCAGCUGCCGCCCACCAGAGAGGGAGUGGUGGAGGGGGCCGAGUCCAGCCAGGACGGGGAGGGCUAUAGAAGCAGGAAAAGCAGCAGCAGCUCUAGCGGGGAGUCAGCUGGAUCCAGGGGGAGGAGGCCUUCAUGGAUGGGCAGCCCGCCAGACUCUGUUCUCACCCAGGAGAAAGACGCAAAACCUCAGGAGGCUGCAGGGACUGGAGCUCAAGCUGCAGCCCAGGAGGAGAGCCCCUCACAGGGACAGAGUCUGCGCUGGGGCCGGCUCUUUGGAUCGAGCGUUGGUGCUCCUCUCAGGAUGGAGGCAGCCGAACAGAAGGCAAAAGCUCAAAAGACCAGGCCGCCGUCAGGUUGGCUUUCUCUGGACAGGUCUGUUCUCGACCUCGUAGCUCAGACUAUUGGAGCGGGGAGCGGGAAGAAGGCAGAGCCUCCGGCCACACCCACUCACACCCAAACCACACUCCCACCAACAUCAACCCAACCAACUGAAGCCAGACAACACUCUCCAUGUGAAGUACGAGCGUUGUGCCACCACAUAGCCACCGAGCCCGGCCAGCUGAGCUUCAACAAGGGCGACAUCCUGCGGGUCCUGAGCAAGGCCGACCCGGACUGGCUGCUGUGCUCCCUGGGCUCCACCCGGGGCUUGGUCCCCAUCAUCUAUGUCACCCUCAAAGGCAUGGAGGACAGCCAGGACGCCGGUGGACUCGGACAGUGUUGAGCCAAGAGGAAUUAAUGCAAGAUGAAGGCAAAGGAGACAGACAGUAUCGCUGCCACUGAAACCUGUUUCUGAGAGAACUGUAUGAAAAAAAAACAUUGUAGAAAACAUAUGCAGAUGAUGUACAGACACAUGCGAGAGAAGCAUGCACAAACUCACACAUCUACUUCAAGGGUACAUCCAGACAAAGUAUGCAUGCAUACAUCCAAAAACCAAAAGACCAGACGAGAAACCCAAAGACACUCCGACACUUCUCUCUCUGCCUGAAGCGGCGCUUCUACUAGCUUAGCUACGUGACUGUGCGGUCUCUAUAUCAUCCAUCUCUACAUGCGUCAAAACAAGGAGGCGCUGAUCACAGAUGGUGAACUUCACAAUAUGAUAAUAUAACAUGCCUAGCUGCACUUUGCUGUACUGUCUAUACGCUCACCUCGCUGUGCCACACUCUGAACACAGUCGAACGCCGGGGUCCGUUUCAUGUCCUGUUGCUUACUUGGUGACGGUUGAUCUUUUAGUGAAUCUUUGCUUUUUAUGGUAAGAUUUAAGGUGGUUGAUGUAGAAGCAAAAAAAA
Sebastes umbrosus (honeycomb rockfish) is the source of this 6052-nucleotide messenger RNA. It is a transcript of the gene rusc2, whose product is annotated as RUN and SH3 domain containing 2. The coding region runs from base 394 to 5487 and encodes 1697 amino acids. Gene Ontology annotation, molecular function: protein binding. The transcript is spliced from 13 exons. Lineage: Eukaryota; Metazoa; Chordata; Actinopteri; Perciformes; Sebastidae. Gene Ontology annotation, cellular component: cytoplasmic vesicle. The record is from RefSeq and is a predicted model, not a curated record.